Molecule: messenger RNA, 2259 nt
Organism: Branchiostoma belcheri (Belcher's lancelet)
Lineage: Eukaryota; Metazoa; Chordata; Leptocardii; Amphioxiformes; Branchiostomatidae
Product: survival of motor neuron-related-splicing factor 30-like
Exons: 8
Coding region: 46-774 (242 amino acids)
Biological process (GO): regulation of alternative mRNA splicing, via spliceosome; mRNA processing
Cellular component (GO): nucleus; cytoplasm; precatalytic spliceosome
Molecular function (GO): RNA binding
Source: RefSeq, a predicted model, not a curated record
UAAAAUAGCUAUGGGUGCAUCACAUUCGCUCACAUUGUUUCCAAAAUGGCGGACAUGGGUGAAGAUCAGAUCACGACGUACAAAGCACAAUUACAGCAGGUAGAAGCAGCUCUAACCACAGACCCCAACAAUGAAGACUUGUUAAAACUCAAACAGGACUUACAGGAAGUGAUAGACUUGUCGUUAGACUUGGCGAAGGCUGGACAGAGCGGUGCAGGUCCGUCCGGUGAGGGCGCCACCCCACAGCCGGUGAAGGAAUGGCAGGUGGGAGACACGUGUAUGGCACCGUGGAGCGAGGAUGGCGGUUUCUAUGAGGCCACAAUAGAUGAAAAGUUGGACGGAGGAAGAGUUACAGUCACAUUUGAAGGCUGGGGUAACAGUGAAAUAGCACAGGACUACCAGCUGAAGUUACCAGAGGAGUCUAACAAAAGAACAGCCUCAGAAGCAGGGCUGGGGGGCGACUGGGACAAACCAAAAUCAAAGAAAGAGAUGCUGAAAGCGAAACAAGAGUACAAGAAGAAGAAGAACAUGAAGAAAGCCCUCCGACUCAAGGAGAUCGAAGAAGCCAGAGAACAAGAGAAGAACAAGUGGCAAGACUUUAACAACAAGGCGUUCCACAAGGGCAACAAGAAGGGCAAGGUGAAGAAGAGUAUAUUUGCUUCCCCAGAGUCCGUAGACGGGCGGGUUGGUGUGGGCACAUGUGGAAUAGCAGACAAGCCGAUGACCAAGUAUGAAGCCCCGCCACAGUACGCCAGAUUCCUGCCCCCUCAGUAACACAUCUACAUCCCGUUACACUACAACAUGUCUACAUGUCAUACCAGACCAUUUUCAGCACAUUAGCAAAACCCUGAUUUUUUAUGUCUACGUUGGAUAUUUGGUCAACGUUGCAUCAGAAUUUCGCCUGUUGCAGAAGAUAUCUUUUCCGACAUAACAUUUGGAAACUACAGACGGGAUGUUAACCUUGUAUGCGCAUAUAUGACCUUACAUGAGACGUUCUGCCGAAGUGCUAUGUACAAUACAUGGGUUUCGUGCAAGUGCAGUACGUUCUGGCGACAUGUUCCAAUUUUCCAUCUUUUUCCCAGGCACUGAAGAGAGCUUUCUUUUUCUUUUUUUCAUUCUGUCCCAAAAUCAGAUUUUUUUGAGAAAUAAAGUUGUGUUCCAAUGUACGUUAUUUUUUCAGUCAGCAGCAAUCAUAGAUUUUGUCCUAAACUUCAAGCACAAUUGUCUUUUUCCUCUUCCUUCUUCAAAACAUUGGAUUUUAAUUCCUUGUCUACAUAUACUUUAACAAAGCCAGAAAGUAAACUAUUUUUUCUUAAACUUUAGUCAAAAUAUACAACUGCUGUUGUCCAAAGCUCAAUUUUGUUAAUGAUCAUCGUUAUUUUUGACUGAAGAAGUAAAAGUUUUGACAUCACACUUGUUAGACACACAUACAGUUAAAGAGGUAAGUCAGUUAAGCAUGUAGUUUUGAUAUUGAACUAGAAAUGAUAUUUUUCCAUCAUGAUUUUGUUCGGUUACAGUUAAUACUUGUGUACAUACAUGUAGUGUCCAUCCUAGGGUUAAAACUGGGUAACAUAAAGUUGAUUCUAUGUAAAAGGUGUAUGUCAAAUUUUGAUCAUACUAGAAUGAGAAUAUGUUGGAAUUGUGACAUUGCAAAACUAGGAUAACUUGGUACAUGUAUACAUCAUCAGUGGUUCGGUCUCUUAUAAUGUCUAUAGAUUCUUCAACUUUGUGUGGCCCAAAGAAAUGUUGUUAAAACAUGUUACUGUUAAGUUCAUGUUAAUAACUGUAAACUCUAUGUACUUCUACUUGUACUUACUUAUGUACAAUGCAGAAAUGUACAGUUUAGCUGUAUAAACUGGCUGUCGAUGUGUUAUUGUUGUCCAUACUUACAUGUAUAGGCACUGAGAUUGCUUUGCUCCCAGUGUUACGCAACUGGUACAUUGUAAUUACCUUUUUUGUUUAAAACCAAUGGCCCCUCAUAGUUAACUGUUGUGCCCCCCUCCCCACACACAUACAUGUACACAGCAUUGUAGCCCCUCAUACUAUAGUUACAAUGUAACUGUUGUGCCCCCCACCCGCACACAUGUACACAGCAUUGUAAGCAUAGCCCCAGUAUUCAGAUGUGUCAGUAUCUGUUGUCAGUGAUACAUUUUGUGGCCGACUUGUCCUGUAAAUAAUGCUCUAAGAUAUCCAGCCUCCUGUAUAUGUAAGUGACCUUAUUUGUUUCAUAUAUGGAGUGUAAUAAAAAAAGUACAGACU